UGCAGCGAUGGUUCAAGGAUGCAGGUAACCCAGCUACACUUGCAGCUAGGAGCUCAUCUAGAAUCUUCGGAAAAAAAUAAAGCUCAUUUGCUUACCUAUACAUCAUAAAGAGUUACUGUUGCAAUUAUUAUGUGAUGAUAUGGCAUGUUUGUGAGUGGCUGGAGAAAAACAUUUCCGGGAGAUUCUGGUUAUCAGUGGCGGAUUGAAUUUUGGUUUUAUAAUCGUGUUUUAGGAGUGUUUAUUUAACAAAAGAGGCUUAACAGGGUGGAAAAAGGUAUUACUUACAACUGUAUAAGAUGGGUGCUGUACAGAGCCUCCUGGCUUGUUGCCAUGCCCCGACCACCGGGACCAAGCCAGUGGUUAGACGAACGGACCCCGGGCGGCAUAAACCGAUUGCGGAAAUUUCUGUAUCCGAACUCACCAGGAACAUCAGAUCUGCAAACGAACUGAGCGACCCGCACACGCUACAAGUAAAGGGACUGGAUUUGGACGUGAAAAACAAUGCCAAGGCUCACAGAACGGCCGAGUAUGACAUCACAGAUGCAAGCGUCUACGAUGACCGGGAAUUCCUGGUUGUCCGGCGUGGUCAAGCGUUCAAUGUUAACGUGACGUUUAACAAACCAUUCGAUCCCAAAAAUGAUGAGCUCCGAAUAGUGUUUGAAUUUGGAAAGCGACCGAUUCCAAACAGAGGGACGCAUGUAGAAAUUAUACUUUCCGACGAAGAUUCGGCCAACGAAUGGGGCGCGUGGAUCGAAUCCAGCAAGGACAAUGUGACGUCACUUCAGAUAAUGACGUCACCAAAGAUUGCCGUCGGAAAGUGGAAACUGAGCGUUGACGUGGUUAAGCGUGAUCAGACGUCAGUUACCGUCUAUAGACACGCCCACAAAGAUCCAAUAUACAUUCUUUUUAAUCCAUGGUGCAAAGAGGACAGUGUGUAUUUGCGGGAUGACGACGGUACGAAACUGGCAGAAUACAUCUUAAAUGAGACCGGAAACAUCUACUCCGGAAGUUACAGGAAAAUCGCAAGCAAACCCUGGGUCUUCGGACAGUUCAGCGGCGACGUCCUAGAUUGCGCUCUGUAUUUGCUGGAGACAAGUCGGCUCCGUGACCACGCCCGGGGAAACCCUGUCAUUAUCGCCAGAAAACUUUCAGCCAUGAUUAACAACGAUGAUGAAAACGGGGUGUUGGCGGGAAAGUGGAGCGGCGAUUUCUCUCUCGGAACCCCGCCACUCGACUGGACAGGAAGCGUUGCCAUCUUGGACAAGUACUACACCACCAAGGAGCCUGUGCUUUACGGACAGUGCUGGGUCUUCGCUGGUGUCCUAACCACGGUAUGUCGCGCCCUGGGGAUCCCGGCCCGCUGUGUGACCAACUUCUCCUCAGCCCACGACACUGACGGCAGUAUUACCAUCGACAAGCACUACAACGCGGACGGGUCGCCGUUGGAGGAGUACAACGAGGACUCAGUCUGGAACUUCCAUGUUUGGAACGACGUUUGGAUGGCUCGUCCGGAUCUCCCGGUCGGAUAUGGCGGCUGGCAGGCUAUCGAUGCCACUCCACAAGAAACGAGCCAAGGCGUGUACUGUAUGGGGCCCGUGUCGGUGCAGGCUAUACGUGAGGGUCGAGUGAACCUGCCGUAUGACGGACAGUUUGCCUUCGCCGAGGUGAACGCGGACAGGCUUUUCUGGGUGCUUGGGGAGGAUGGGUCAAUGGAGAAACGAUUUGUCCUGAAAAACAGAAUUGGCCUUAAGUUAAGUACCAACCCGGUCUCAGAGGACAGCCCUGCCGACAAAGACUCGGAGAGGGAAGACGUCACUACCGACUAUAAAUACCCAGAAGGGUCGGAGGAGGAAAGGGCUGCUGUGAGGGAAGCCAACCUGCACUCCACCCGCGCUGGCAUGUACGAGACCACAGCACAGGACGUUGCUUUUGAUGUUACAACUAACGUUGAUACGUUCAUGGGGGAUGACAUCACAGUAGAGAUACACCUUACAAACAAGAGCAACCACAUUCGCACAAGCAACGGGACGCUGGUGCUAGGAAGCGCCUAUUACACCGGAGUUUUCUACAAGGAACUCCUCAAUGAGAAACUGAAAGACAUCGUGCUUGGACCGCUAGAAGAAAAGAAGCUCGAAUUCCUGGUGAAGGCUGAGGAUUAUCUAGGGAGCCUCGUGGACCACUGUUUGAUCACAAUCUCGUGCGUCUGUGUCGUUAAGGAGACUAGACAACACUUUGUGGGACGAGACGAGCUCAGACUCAGGAAACCACAUCUUACCGUCAAGGCACCAGCUUCGGCUAAAGUCGGUGAAAAGUUCAAUGUUGAAGUCACCUUUGUCAAUCCACUCAAACUGACGCUCACCAACUGUGAACUGCGCGCUGAAGGACCGGGACUACAGAAACCAGCUAUCUAUAAACAAUCAAACGUGAACGCCAACGCUGAAUUCAAAGGAACUUUCGACAUGACACCAGUAAAGGCGGGAAAGAGAGCGAUAGUUGUGUACUUUAACAGUCGCCAGAUAUCAGCAGUAACUGCAUCUCAUAGCAUUACAGUAGAAUAAGUAUGCAUAAUGCAAAACCCUUUAGCGGUUCGAGGAGUGAAUACAAGGGGUUAAUCUCUUCCCCGACCCAUGAUAGCCGCCUGUUAUGGAUAAAUAAGAUUAUGUGACAAAACCAAUGAAUUUGAACUGCAAAACAACGCUGAAAAAUAAUUGUAAUAUAUACUUUGGCCUGCAACUUGUACGACUGACAGUCAACUACAUCAGGCACAACUGCGACUGACAGAGCGACUUGAUGUCCGUACCAAUUCUGCAAAUAUUAACUAGCUUUGUACCAGCAUGGACGGAUAGCAUGGCGUCGUCAUCGGCGCAAAAUUGCAUUGUUAAACUAAUUGACAACCCCGUUUCUCCGUCUCUUUUUGAAAACAGUGUAACUUCAUUUAAAUUUUAUCUAUUUCAAAAAUGUAUAUUGACGGUUUUAUUUCAUGAGUUUAUUUGACACAUGAUAUUUGUGAUAUUUUCUUUCUUUAAAAGGUGCUACGCAAAUAAGGGAGAACUUUUAGAAAUAGUUAGAAACUUGACCUACUUAGAUAUUGUUUUUACAACUGGUUGCUCUUUUGCAAUAACUUUUGAUACACUAAUAGGACAUGCAUCAAAGGUUAUUUUUAAAUCAAAUUCAAAUUAAGUUAAGUGUUUACAUUCAAUCUCAAAAUAGAGAGCUUGGUAGAACCUCUUUGUUUGAUAGAAAAACUGUAAAUGUUAUCAGAUAUUGUUUGUAAAAUAUUAAAUCUAGAGGAUAUUAAUAUGAUAAAGAUGUUGACUCUCUCAUCUGUAGUUACAUAGAAACAAGAACAAAUUGUAAAAUCCGUGUGUACUUUGUUAAACAAGUCUUGCAUCUAUGAUUGGUUAAAUAAAUGUGUUGGUGAUGAAAUAAUAUUGAUAUCUUUAUUAAUGACCGGAAUAAAUGAUACAUUUAUCCAAAACUGGAUAAUUCAUCGCGAACAAGAACUUUUAUACAAUGUAUUGCAAGUUUAUGUUACAACCUUAGUUGACCAAUGUUAAUCUAGUUAAAUUAAAAAAAAGAUCUAUGUACAUUAAGAGUAACAUCUCAUAGAUUAGAAAUUGAAACAGGAAGAUGGUAUAUACCUGAACCUUUCAAGUUACCAAAAUAUAAAAUGUCUCGUGUGUUAUGUAUUUGAAGAUAAAUUUCAUUUUAUUCUCGAAUGCCCUUUGUACAAGGAAAUAAUAAACACAAUUGUUAUAUGUUUAUUAGGCAUUUAUUUUAAAAAUAAGUACAAGCUGUUAUGACUAUUUUGGUAUCCAUGCAAAGUUAUAUUAUCUUUAUAUGCAUAUUUCUAAUAUUGCAUUGAUCUAUUGACUGCUUGUAUAUACGUAUAUCUUUCACAAAUGUAUAUUCAUGGACAUUAUGACUUGUAUGUCUGAAUAAACUAUUAAAACUAUCAUAAAAGUAGAGAACAUAUUUAGUAGUUGGAAACCAAUAUAUUAUGCAAAAUAUUACCUGUAUGCUUUUUCAUAAAUAAAUAUAAUCCAA
This is a messenger RNA of Mya arenaria, 4047 nucleotides long. Its product is annotated as hemocyte protein-glutamine gamma-glutamyltransferase-like. Lineage: Eukaryota; Metazoa; Mollusca; Bivalvia; Myida; Myidae. The record is from RefSeq and is a predicted model, not a curated record. Gene Ontology annotation, biological process: peptide cross-linking. The transcript has 15 exons. Gene Ontology annotation, molecular function: protein-glutamine gamma-glutamyltransferase activity. Bases 297 to 2558 code for a protein of 753 amino acids.